This is a messenger RNA of Drosophila eugracilis, 1493 nucleotides long. RefSeq names its product transcription factor AP-1 (gene Jra). NCBI's taxonomy places the organism in Eukaryota, Metazoa, Arthropoda, Insecta, Diptera, Drosophilidae. Gene Ontology annotation, biological process: regulation of cell cycle; regulation of cell population proliferation; regulation of transcription by RNA polymerase II. Gene Ontology annotation, cellular component: transcription regulator complex. Gene Ontology annotation, molecular function: RNA polymerase II cis-regulatory region sequence-specific DNA binding; transcription factor binding; DNA-binding transcription factor activity, RNA polymerase II-specific. The record is from RefSeq and is a predicted model, not a curated record. The transcript has 2 exons.
AUUUUGUUUCAUCUCUAACAGCCACUCUGAAAACAACCUUACGCGUAAUAAAUAUUGUUAAAAAUAAACAGUGAAAAAUCAAUUUAAAAAAGCAACUAAAUAACCAGAAAAAACCGGUGACUAAAACGUGGUUAAACAAAAGUCAGCAAACACAAAAGUACAGUUUGAUUUUAUCGCAUUAAGCGACCCCAAAAGUUCCCACCCUUUGUUUGACGUCAUAGCCAGGGCAAACAUGAAAACCCCCGUAUCAGCUGCGAAUUUAAGUAACCCAAAUGCUGGCAGUUCCGGAGUAACUGCCGUGCAGAUCGUACCUAAAACAGAGCCCGUCGGAGAAGAAGGCACUGGACCCAUGUCGCUGGACUUCCAAACACCAAACCUCAGCACUUCCACCCCGAAUCCCAACAAGCGCCCGGGUACCUUAGAUCUGAAUAGCAAAGGUGCCAAAAAUAAGCGCAUCUUCGCCCCACUGGUUAUCAACUCACCGGAUCUUCAGGCGAAAACCCUAAAUACACCGGACAUAGAAAAUAUUCUGAUGUCCAACAACCUGAUCCAGACACCGCAACCAGGCAAAGUGUUUCCAACCAAAGCGGGUCCGGUCACUGUCGAACAGGAGGCCUUCGGCAAGGGAUUCGAGGAGGCCCUACAGAAUCUACACACCAACUCCCAGGCUUUCCCGGCUGUUAACUCCGCUCCCAAUCCCACAACCACUGCGGCAGUCAUGACGGCAGUAAACAAUGGCAUCAGCGGAGGAACCUUCACCUACGCCAACAUGACCGAGGGCUUUUCGGUGAUUAAAGAGGAACCCGGCAAUCCAGCUGGUUCACCCACUGUCAGUCCCAUCGACAUGGAAACACAGGAGAAGAUCAAGCUGGAGCGCAAGAGGCAGCGCAACCGUGUGGCCGCCUCCAAGUGUCGCAAACGUAAGCUUGAGCGCAUUUCUAAGCUGGAAGAUCGCGUCAAAAUACUUAAGGGAGAGAACGUAGAUCUGGCGGUCAUCGUAAAGAACCUCAAGGAUCACGUGGCUCAGCUGAAACAGCAGGUGAUGGAGCACAUUGCUGCUGGCUGCACAGUCCCGCCAAAUUCGACGGAUCAAUAACAGUUGGAGUUGUCAGACGGUGAAGAGGAUAAGGGAGAUGAAAAAGUGGCACUGAGGACUGAACCUUCUUCGAAUCGAGAAUUUUCCGAACAGACAAUGCCUCUGGAACUGUUUCUAAGUGCCACCACGAGUGCCUUGGAACUGGAGGCAUCGGCCUCGCAGGAUAUCUCCCUAAAUAAUAGCGAUCUUCUGGAGGAGGAUGGCGAAAAUGAACGGCCUCUGGUGCUCUACAUCCUCUCAGACGAUGCAACCUGAGGUUUUGUGCCUUUUUUCUGUUUUAGCUGCAAUAUUUCAAAUGCUUCUCAAGUGUUUUGUUUACUUAGUUAUUAGUAUAAGCUAAUAUUAAUCAAGUAUUAUCUGUGUUGAACGUAAGAUAAUAUAUAAUGUAAUUUUAAAA